CUCAUGCACUAAGCUCUAGAGGUCCCUGGUUCAAUCCCGUCUGCCGACAACCGGCGUCUGUUGGCGAGGGCGUUAAACCUGAUUAAACAGAUGUCACAAUAUAAUCUUAGUUCUGCAACUAAAGAAAGUACCACUGUGUUCUUGUAAAACAGCACUUUAAUUUAAAGAAAAGGGAAGUAACUAAGAUAGUGAAGGAUAGACAUUUCCCAAUUUGCGGUCUCAUUUUUCUAUAUCUGGAGACUCCUUGUAAUGUAUGUCAAUGGAAAAAGAUGUGAGGAGCUGAGGCACCCAUGAAUUUAUUAAAAUUUUAGUUUUGGAGAGUUUGCUAUCCUGAUUAUGCCAAAUGAAUCUUUUGUGUACUUUAAGAUACACAACAUACUACACAGUCCAUUCAGUGAUAGGGCACUUGUCUGAAGCUAUAAAUUAGCUUCAUAUGUCCAAUAAUCCAGUUACAAAUGGAAAUGCUGCAGGAAGAAGAAGCCUUCGAUUUUCCACAAAAGGAACUUCAUUUCCAAGAAAAUUUGAAGUUAUCAAUUUAACACUUGGCUAUUCAGUUUCUCAUACAGCAAAUUACAGUCUCUGCCCCUGCUGAAUCAAACCUAAUGGAGAAUUGUAAACUAAUCCCCUGAUUUUAUAUUUUCAUUUUAUCUACUGAAAAAAUUAACUGCACAAGCAAUAUAAAAUGGUAGAAAACAAUAUUGAUUGCCUUGUCUGUGUAUAGUAUAUUACAACAUAAUCCUGCAGGCUUCUGAGGGGCAGAUAUCUCAGAGGUUUCUGGGAGUUUUUACUGUGGGCCAGAUUCUGAUAACUUUACUCGCAUUCAAUUUUAGUACUAUACUCAACAAAUAGUCCCAAUGGGACUAUUCAUUGGGUAAGAGUUUCAGAAAUUGACAUUCUUACUAUUAGAAUAUAUUAAUUGUAUUAUGGUAGCACAUUGGUGCCCCAGUCAUGAAGCAAGACUCCAUUUUGCUAGGCCCUGUGCAAAUGCAGAGCAAAAAGAAACUUUCUUAACCAAAAGAAUUUGUAGUCUGAGUAGAUUGUAAGGACUUGGGAAAGAUUGUCAAAGAUAUUUAGGUGCCUGAAGAUGCAGAUAAGUGCCUAGUGGGAUUUUCAAAAGCAUCUAACCUAUUUAGGCCCUUGUAUCCUUAGAAGAACCCUGUAUUUUAAGAAAUUAGUUCACCAAGUCCUUAUGUGAAAAAGAGAAAACAUAUACAAUGUAUCUUUAGUGCUAGUGGAUCUGUCAAAGGAUCAGACGAAUAUCCAUAUAUAUUUAACUGUGGCCUUAAUUUUAUUCUUUAGGAGAUGGGGUGAAAUAGUUUAAUAAUUAGGCUCUUGGAACUUUACAUUCUAAAGAAGCCAAUAGUGAAGAAAAAACACUGAUUUUUUUAAAACAUUAAUUCUUCAUAGAAUAUUCUAGUUAGUAUAUUUUAACCCACUUAAUGUGCAAUCCAUUAUGAUUAUUUGAUUGUCCAUUUGAUCUGCCUGAUAUCCUUUCAUCCUUUGCAUAUUCACAGAGUCAUGAGGGACUGACCUUCAGUAAUGCUGAAUAACCUCUGCUUGAACUGAAGUUACUAGGAACUGCAAGAUCUCACCACCUCUGAAAAUCCAUCCGUGAAGCAAUAUGCUCUUGCCAUCAGCAAGUGCAGGCAAACUUCUGAAAGUUCUCAGCUUUACUGCUCUUCAUUGUAAAUCCACAUGCACAGAUUAGGCCUUCUAUUAUCAUAGAAUUUUUAUUUUUCUUAAAGAAGGUACAUUUAUUAAAAUAACAAAGAAACAAUGUAAGGGGUCAAUGCCUCCUGCUGCCCCCAUGUGACAGAUAUUCACCCUUGAAGGUCUCUCAAAUCACUACAAAGAAAACCCUCUUUCAAUGGGAAAACCUUGUUGGGGCACUGUUAUUGGUUUAAAAGAUUCCAGUCUGACCCCACUGCACGUCUUAACGUAAAGUCCUACAGAUUCAACUUAAAUCGAUCUCACAUGACUUCUCAUCACUGUCUGUUUGUCCAGAUUCUUCCUAAGCCUCAUGCAACUCUCAUUCUUGGUGCUAGACCACCAGAUUCUCCCCCUUCCCAGUGUCCCCUGACUAAUGAAGGGCUUACACGGUCCUUACCAUCCUGAGGUUAAACCCUAGUCCCAAACAAUUAUAAACCACUUUGCCUGAAUUUUUGUCUCCUCCAGGAGAUUCUGGGAACCCUUUUCAGCCACAGCUUCCUCUGCCUCUUUAACCCCAGACAGGCCCUGUAAACAGACCCUCUCUUGUUGCAGCUUCCUCUUUAUAUAAUGUGUUCUUAGCCCUUUCCCAGCUGAGACUAAUAGCUCCAAUUGAGUUAGUCCAGGUGUACUCAAAUAGGCUAGAUCAGCACCACACUGAGAAGCAGCUACCCAGUCCCAGGGGCUUAAAGGGACACAUCCUGUGACAAAAAGCUUCUACCAAGUGGUACAAAGUAAUGAGUAGGACGGGAAGGGUCCACCUCAGAGAAACAUCAGCAAUAGUGAAAGAAAAAAAGAUGAACAAUCUUAUCCUUUGUUAGAUAUUUCUUUGGCACCAGAAUCCUCAGCUAGUGUAAAUUGGUGUAAAUUCAUUGGUGUGUGGCUCUUGAAGUCUGAUAGACAAAGACACAUUUUUAAACAGCCUUCAACCCAGUCUGCAAGUCAUCCCACAGAAAUGAUAGUAUUUAAACAUUUAACUAUGUGCUUGUAGUACAGAUCAGAUAUUUAGAUCUCUAAAUGCUAUAAUAUGUCAUGGCAAUUCAUCGGAAUGCAGAAUUAGUCUGCAAAUUUAGAGGCUAGUUUUGAAAUUCAACCUUUAAUUUGAGCUGCUGUUGCUAACCAAUGAAGCUUACAAUUACCGCUCCCUCCCCCCCCCCCAACUUGGAGGAAAGAGAAAUGAGAAGGUGAGAGUUAGUUUUAAUUUUAAAACAAAAUAAGUUUCUAACCUUUUUCCUUGUAAAGAAAACCUAAGCAAACCAAUCAUGAGUUUUGAAAGCUUGUCACUGAUUUUUUUCUAAAGAUGGUAUGUUAUCCACAGUGCCUUGGCUUCCAGUCACCCAUGGUUGUCCUUUAGGGUCUGGAGAAGCCGUAACCAUGGGUUGUCUGAUUAUUGCGAUGAUCCCAGAUCAUGUCACAGCUGAGGUAGUCAGUGGUGCCCAGGUUACAGUUGAUAGGACUAGGACACUGCAAACUGCCAGCUGUGUGCACUCUGGCUACAAGGAGGGACAUAACAGCGUGAUCUACUGGCUCUGUUCUGAGCAUUACAUUUUAAAAAACAAUCUUUAUACUUUUACCCUCACUUAUGCAUGUUCUGUACCUGCAAAUGAAGAAACUUGUACCUACAAACAUUUGCCUCUGCAAAUCAGAGAUACAUCUAAUUUAAUAACUAAAUUCCGUUGUUUGUAGAUGGAAAUGAGCAAUAGAAUGCUUGAUUGCGUCCUUGCAUUUUGAAAUGUACUACGAGCAUGGCCAAAGGUAUCGAACGGAAAUCUACUAGACACACUAAUCUUUUAGUAAUCUUAGUUAUUUUUAGUUGACAUAUUGCAAAAUUAAAAAGCAGUCAUACUAGUUGUGAACAUUACACCAGAAUCAGGCCCAUCCAGACUCAUUUUUUACAUCCUCUUUUGGAUUUGGUGUCACUGCUUGUUUACAGACCACACAGUUUUCCACUGGUGACGGCACUUCUGUUUUAAAAAUUGCACAAAAAGAGGAACAAAAUUGUGUGUGCUCCAGUUAUUGCUCACACUGUCUGAAGUGAAUAAAGAGAAUUUAUUCUAAGGUUGCUGCAGCUGUAGUCAUGGAAUGUUAGGUUAUGUGACUAUCCACAUCUUAUACUGAUUCUGAAAGGGAAUAUAGUGAACUUUGCUGGUUAGUGAGUCUCUAGCACUGAUCAACAUGUUGGCAGAAGGCAUCCUAACUGGAAUCAUAUACAAAGAAAGAAAACAGAACAUAGAUAAACCCCACAAAUGUCACAGAAAAGAUGAAAGGGAAACCUGGAAAGAUCACCUUAUAGAUACACCAGCAAUUAAAGAUUUUGCUUCAGAAUCUGAGAAGCAGAAUGAGAUCAUUGCAAAAGGUAGCAAAAUUGAAAAUAAUAAAGAGCUUCAAUGGAAAUCUAAAGAAGAGCUACCUGCAAAAGAACAUAGUGCACACAUUAAAGGAACAAUAUCUAAAGCUUUACAUAUACCAGGAAGAGAACAAAUUCAUGACAACCAGGUGGAUUUGUAUAGAUCCUGGUCAUGCCACAGUAUUUAUCAAAACUAUCCUGACUUACAUAUUGGAGGAGACCAUGUAGGAGGUUAUAUGCGGGAUUCAGGUUGCAUUAUGGACCACAUAAGUGAUGAACUUGUUGAUGGCCCGGUUUUAUUGUCAGGAGAUAUUCUAUUGGGUCAUUCCCCCCAAAAUGAGCCUCUUGAAAAAACAGCUACAAAGUCCUUGAAUGGUGAUGAAGGUGGAGAAAGGAGUAUGACACUCCACAAGCAGCCUCUUUCAAAUUCUGUGCUGAAUAACUACAUGGAUACAAAGGUGGAAGAGCUCUAUAAACAGUUUUUUGAAGAGAACCUGACCAGGUGUGGUUCUGUAACAAACCUCCUGACUUCCAGUUUGAUCAUGAAUAACCUAAAACAGAUAAACCUUCAGAUCUCCCAAGAACAGACUAUAGAAACAUGUAAAGCUAGAGAAGUGCUUUUACAUUCUCUAGCUUUGUUUAGUUUCCGCAAUGCUGCCAGUGGAAACAGCUCUGAAUUUAGCACUCCAAAUUUACAGUUCUCAAACUCACUAAGCAAGAGAAAGAGCUCCCGGGUACAGUUUACAUCAUGAUUGAACUGUUUGGUUACAGCAGUGGUUCUCAAACUUUUGUACUGGUGACCCCUUUCACACACAAGCCUCUGAGUGCCAUCCCGUUAUAAAUUAAAAACAUUUUUUAAUAUAUUUAACACCAUUAUCAAUGCUGGAGGGAAAGCAGGGUUUGAAGUGGAGGCUCACAGCUCGUAACCCCCCAUGUAAUAACCUCGGGACCCCCUGAGGGGUACUGACCCUCAGUUUGAGAACCCCUGGGAUACAGCCUAUUUUUCAGCUGCGGUCUCUUUUCUUUCAGGAUUACUUUGUGAAAUGUACCAAAUUAGACACUACUGACUUCUUAAAAUAAAUUUUGACAUUUAAACCACACUUUGUCUGUGGUACCACUCCAUUGCUUGUUACCGGACUAAAAUAAAGAUCAUGUGUCUUUGUGUGGUUGAAUGUAAUCCAAAUGAAAUUUUUAUACAAAAUCCUAUUGAGCUAAAUUUUCAAAGUGGCCUAAAACCAGCUUCUAAGAGUCCAGCCCCGCCAACACCUAGUGUGUGACUAAUUAUACAUAGGACUAGUACUUAUGCAGUCAAAGUUAGUCACAUGCAUUAAUGUUGGUAAGAUUUUGCCCUAAGAAAUUAAUCCAGAACCCAAUGAAGUUGAUGGUUAGACUCACAUUGAUUUCAGUGGUCUUUGGAUCAGGCCAUAAAUUUUAACCCAUAAUUUUGUGCAUUUAAAUUUAGAGGUUGCUAUUGCAGAUUUCACCCAUUAUGUCUGAGAAAAUGGCCUUCUGUUUUGAAAAUCCUGUUUAACAAUUUGGUUUAUUUUGCAUAGCAUCUUACAUAUAUCAAAUGUAUAUAAAAAUGUUUAUCGGAGAGGAAAAUCAAUGACAAUACUCUAUAGAAGGAUGAAAUGUGCAUUUAUAUGAGGUUAAAACAUGUUUUGUAUUAUACAGGUAGAGUACAUUACAAUGGAAAACUACAGAUACAUUAGCUUCUAAAAAUUUAAAUAGGUCAAGUUUAUAAAAUGUUAAAAAUAUUUCAGUUACUGUAAAGGUGACAUUUCUAUUCAUUUAAAAUGUCAUUUACUUAAAUAAAAGUUUCCAUAUAUUAGACAACAAAAUCCACUCAGAUUCCCAGAAUAUAUAAAAUGAUUACUUCUGCCUACCAUUUGCAUUUUAAAAAUAGGACUCCUUAUUGUGUUUUUCUGAAAAAUACACCCUUAUGACCUCAGCAAGUUAAGAGUGUGUUGCAAUGUUA
Molecule: messenger RNA, 6032 nt
Organism: Chrysemys picta bellii (western painted turtle)
Lineage: Eukaryota; Metazoa; Chordata; Testudines; Emydidae
Product: TLR adapter interacting with SLC15A4 on the lysosome-like
Biological process (GO): regulation of toll-like receptor signaling pathway
Source: RefSeq, a predicted model, not a curated record